AUGUCUGGAACAGGGGACCGAGAAGCCGUGUUUCCAACCCGGCAAUCACUGGGGUUAAUGAAGGGGAAGUUGAAGGGUGCAGAAACAGGCCACAGCCUUUUGAAGAGAAAAAGCGAAGCUUUGACUAAGCGAUUCCGAGAAAUUACAAAACGAAUCGAUGAAGCAAAGCGGAAAAUGGGCCGUGUUAUGCAGAUAGCUGCCUUCUCCCUGGCAGAGGUUACCUAUGCUGUUGGAGGGGAUAUCGGUUUCCAGAUCCAGGAAUCUGCGAAACAGGCUAGGUUCCGCGUCCAGACAAAGCAAGAGAAUGUAUCAGGAGUAUUUCUACCUCAGUUCGAGAGCGUGACCGCGGAGGGCAGUAAUGAUUUUGGCCUGACUGGUCUUGGGAAAGGUGGGCAGCAAGUCCAGCGUUGUCGGGAGACUUACGCCAGGGCUGUCGAAACGCUUGUCGAACUAGCCAGCUUACAGACUGCAUUUGUUAUAUUGGAUGAAGUCAUCAAAGUAGUGAACAGACGAGGUAUUGAACAUGUUAUUAUCCCCCGAACCGAAAAUACUAUCAAAUACAUCAACUCAGAACUAGAUGAGCUCGACCGAGAAGAAUUUUACAGGCUUAAGAAGGUUUCGAACAAAAAACAAAGAGAUACAGCAGCAGCCGAUGCCGAAAUGAGGGCAAAACGAGCAGCCGCAGGAAUGGAUGGAAAGACAACGCCUGAGUCAGCAGAUACCCCAAUCCCCGAUGUUCUUGGAGACCAAGAGGAUCCGGACGUAAUUUUUUAG
Molecule: messenger RNA, 774 nt
Organism: Paracoccidioides brasiliensis Pb18
Product: V-type proton ATPase subunit D
Exons: 8
Coding region: 1-774 (257 amino acids)
Biological process (GO): vacuolar acidification
Cellular component (GO): vacuolar proton-transporting V-type ATPase complex; fungal-type vacuole membrane
Molecular function (GO): proton-transporting ATPase activity, rotational mechanism
Source: RefSeq, a predicted model, not a curated record